Molecule: messenger RNA, 176 nt
Organism: Scutellospora calospora
Lineage: Eukaryota; Fungi; Glomeromycota; Glomeromycetes; Diversisporales; Gigasporaceae
Source: the annotation of a GenBank genome assembly
AUUCAUACACAACGGCUACAUUCGAUGAAAUGGGAGAUAUUCCUUUCUCCUGUCCUGCACAUUACAAUUAUACUUCACCUUUAAUCAGAACAGCAUGCCAAGUUCGUUCAGCAAAUUUGGUUUUUAUGUGCGUAACUGGAAUAAUGCUUGCAGCACCAUUAAUACCUGAUAGGUAG